GGAAAUAGGACAGAGCAGCUAAGUGCCCUGAAUGAAAUAAAACUGUCACUCAGAAGUCAUGGAGUGCUGUUGGAAGUAGAAUAUUCUUCUUCAAUACAUGACCGAGAAAUUAGGUUCAACAAUGGAUGGCAGAUUAAAAUUGGAAGGGGACUUGAUUACUUUAAGAAACCACAGGGCUGUUUUUCCCUUGGAUAUUGUGAUUUUGAUUUAAGGCCAUGUCGUGAAACAACAGUGGACAUUUUUCAUAACAAACACACAAAAAAAUUAUGAUGGGUAGUAGCUUAACUCGUAUUGCACAUUUCUUCCUUUUAUGAUGCCAUAACUACAUAGCACACACUGGGUAACGAAUAGAGAUUUAUUUAGCCCUUAUUUCUGGUGGCUGAGAAGCCUUAAUAGCAUGCUGCUGGCAACUUUGAGAACCUUCCUGCAUCUUAACGUGGGUAGAUAUCAUGUGACAACACAAUAUGCGUGUCUCAGAGAGUUUGGGUCUGUAAAAGCCUGUGAGGCAGAGCCAGUCAUCUCUCUGGUGUCCACUUCUCAACACUACUGCAAUGAGGACCACAUUUCCAACAUAUGAACUUUUGGGGACAAAUACAAACUACAGCAAGGAAAUAUUGGAUUCUUCUUUUUACUUUAAACAUUUUUAUAAUGUGUGAAUUUUUAAAUAAACUUGUAUUUCUACUA
Molecule: messenger RNA, 684 nt
Organism: Dipodomys ordii (Ord's kangaroo rat)
Lineage: Eukaryota; Metazoa; Chordata; Mammalia; Rodentia; Heteromyidae
Product: MIT domain-containing protein 1-like
Exons: 3
Biological process (GO): midbody abscission
Cellular component (GO): midbody
Source: RefSeq, a predicted model, not a curated record